UCUAUAAAAGGCCGCCUACUGCACUGGUCAGACACAGUCCGCAACAUGAGGUGCCUGACACAGAUCGCUCUCGCAGCCGUGCUCUGCGUCCUCCUCCUCUCCUGGACGGAUGCUUCACCGACGCCAGAUGUUAAUGAAGAAACCGUGAAAGUCCACGAAGAGAAGGUACCAUCUGAAGAAGUACCAGCUGCUUCUCAGGCUGCAGAUGGUGAAGCAGCAGCACGUGUGAAGCGCGGAGGCGGCGGCUGCAAAACGUGCGGGGGCGGCGGCGGUGGCCACGGAGGCGGCCACGGAGGCGGUCUCGGAGGCGGCCAUCACGGGGGCGGCGGCUUCGGGGGCGGUCUCAGCGGCAGCCACUCCCAGAGCAGCUCCCAGGCCUCCAGCUCCAGUUCCAGCGGCAGCUUUGGAGGCGGCUUUGGGGGUGGCAAGCAUGGACAUGGAAAGUGAGAAGCCUGGACGUGAUCGCUUGUCUCUGCUGCUCACUGAUGCCAUUGUAACUUGGAUCAAAUAAACUACUUGCUUAAUAUUA
This is a messenger RNA of Schistocerca gregaria, 529 nucleotides long. RefSeq names its product holotricin-3-like. The record is from RefSeq and is a predicted model, not a curated record. The transcript is spliced from 4 exons. Lineage: Eukaryota; Metazoa; Arthropoda; Insecta; Orthoptera; Acrididae. The coding region runs from base 46 to 447 and encodes 133 amino acids.